CCAGAGCAUCAGAGACCAGAGCAUCAGAGACCAGAGCAUCAGAGACCAUCUCAGACAAUACAAUCUUCAGCAUCUCAACCAUCUCUGAACCAUGAAGACCCUGACUGCUCUACUCCUCCUGGGACUGCUCUGCUCCCUACAUACAACGUCUGCAGGUGUCAUUGCGUUGGACACUGCAACUGAAUGCUGUAUGAAAUUCAGCGCGAGGAUCCCUCUUAAACAAGUGGUUUCUCUCAGAACAACUUCCAGUAGCUGCCCUCACAAAGCACUGAUUUUCACCACAAAGAAAGGGAAGACAUUUUGUGUUGACCCUUCUGAAGCCUGGGUCCAGAGUCAUGUGACCAAGAUUGAGAGCAGAUCGACUGCUGCCAAGACGACGAUGAUGUCAUCAACCACCAUCACCCCCUAACACGCUAACCCUUGCUGGUGCACUAUAAAGGGAAUAGUUUGCCAUUAGUGACGCAAACCUUGUCAGGCAUGUUGAUACCCUAUCUGAGAUUGGUAUAGAGGAGGAUCAAUGUAAUGUACUAGGUUAAUACCCUAUCUGAGAUUGGUAUAGAGGAGGAUCAAUGUAAUGUACUAGGUUCAUCUGAGAUUGGUACGGAGGAGGUUAAAUGUAAUGUACUAGGUUAAUACCCUAUCUGAGAUUGGUAUAGAGGAGGUUCAAUGUAAUUCUAAUUGUUUAUUUUUCUAUAACUGUAAAAAUAUUUGACAUGUAGCUAUUCAGUAACCUAUUUUAUAUUUUAUAUUUUAUAAAGCUGUUGAUGAUUUCAAACAUAUCCUGUAUGUAUUAAUGGGUUGUAACUAGGUCUUUUCUGCUAUAUAAAUAUUGU
Molecule: messenger RNA, 833 nt
Organism: Salvelinus namaycush (lake trout)
Lineage: Eukaryota; Metazoa; Chordata; Actinopteri; Salmoniformes; Salmonidae
Product: C-C motif chemokine 13-like
Exons: 3
Coding region: 92-409 (105 amino acids)
Biological process (GO): positive regulation of ERK1 and ERK2 cascade; chemokine-mediated signaling pathway; lymphocyte chemotaxis
Cellular component (GO): extracellular region
Molecular function (GO): chemokine activity; CCR chemokine receptor binding
Source: RefSeq, a predicted model, not a curated record